Clunio marinus is the source of this 210-nucleotide messenger RNA. Lineage: Eukaryota; Metazoa; Arthropoda; Insecta; Diptera; Chironomidae. The record is from the annotation of a GenBank genome assembly.
AUGAACGCAAAAACGCAAGGUCGUUUACCACAAAACCUCAACCACAGCGGUGAAGAAGCAAAAUUUUUCGGAUUUUCGGCGGAAAAAUGGAGAAAUCUUUUUAUUCAAAUUAUCAUGCUUCAUAAAAACAAGAAGUUCAAUGAUCGUGAAGUCAUUGAUAAAUGUGAAAUUUCCAGGCUUAUGAAGCAUCAAAUGUUUAAAGCUAAUUGA